UACAAAUUCAAAUCUUGAAACAACAAUUGAUAUUAGUAAGAGUGGAUCUACUACAUCAAGAUUUAUUGAUAUUAGUAAUAGUCAAUCUACUUCUUCAAACGAUAUAACAACAAUUGAUCAUAGCAUAAGUGGAUCUACUACUUCAAAUCUUAGAACAACAAUGGAUAUCGGUAAUAGUCGACCUACUUCUUCAAAUGAUAUAACAACAAUUGCUUUUGGAAGUGUUGGAUCUACUACUUCAAAUCUUAAAACAACAAUUGAUAUUAGUAAGAGUGGAUCUACUACACCAAGAACGAUUGAUAUUAGUAAUGGUCGACCUACUUCUUCAAAUGAUAUAACUACAAUUAAUCAUGACAAAGGUGGAUCUACAACUGACAUUGUUGGAUCUACAGGUACUUCUUUCAAUGGUAUAAUAACAAAUGCAACAGAUAGGAGAACAACCGUCCCUUUAAGUAGUAUAAUUACAAAUACUAGAACUGCAUCAGAUACUUCACCUAAUAAAAUGACAAUUAACACUGUUCGAUCUACAACAUCAACAAGUAAAAUAUUAACUGAC
Messenger RNA from Owenia fusiformis, 556 nucleotides. The record is from the annotation of a GenBank genome assembly. Lineage: Eukaryota; Metazoa; Annelida; Polychaeta; Sabellida; Oweniidae.